Molecule: messenger RNA, 2007 nt
Organism: Frankliniella occidentalis (western flower thrips)
Lineage: Eukaryota; Metazoa; Arthropoda; Insecta; Thysanoptera; Thripidae
Gene: Mettl14
Product: N6-adenosine-methyltransferase non-catalytic subunit
Exons: 7
Coding region: 275-1477 (400 amino acids)
Cellular component (GO): nucleus; RNA N6-methyladenosine methyltransferase complex
Molecular function (GO): mRNA binding
Source: RefSeq, a predicted model, not a curated record
GAAUAUGUGAAUACUUCAAAACAACAGGCACAGGUUAGGUUACGUUGUGUUUAUGUCUCAAUAGCAGAAAUGAAAGCGAUUUCUGAAAAAACUUCAAUUUCUUGUUACUAUCUCUAGAUGUCGUAGUAAUCAUUUCUCUGUCGAUUAUUGUUUACGUGCGCGUAGUGGUUGUGUCUUGUUAUAUUUUUUCGCCCUUCCUGUGCAUAUACUCAAUAGACCACAAAUAAUUUUAAUACUAUUUUUACUGACACUUAUUUAAGAAUAAGACAUAAAUAUGGGAGACAUGAUUAAAGAGUUACGAGAAAGAUCUCAAAAACGGAAGAAGCUUUUAGUCCAAACACUAGGGGUUUCAAAUGUUGAUGAGCUGGGCCAAGCUCUUGGCACUAGAGACGAGAUUCAAGAUCGCAAACAAAGUACUAGCAGCACCCCAGUCAGCGAUUGCAAAGCGGAAAAAUCAUCAAAUCAAGAUGAAGUAGCUGAUGAACUGGUGUAUACAGACUCUUCAACGUUUCUGAAGGGAACUCAAUCUUCAAAUCCUCACAAUGAUUAUUGUCAGCACUUUGUGGAUACGGGACAGCGUCCUCAAAAUUUCAUCAGGGAUGUUGGCCUUGCAGACCGUUUUGAGGAAUAUCCAAAGCUGAGAGAGCUUAUCAAGCUUAAAGAUGACUUGAUCCAGCAAACUGCAACACCUCCCAUGUACUUAAAAUGUAAUUUACAAACGAUGGAUUUGAAACAACUUGAUCAUAAAUUUGAUGUGAUCCUUGUUGAGCCACCUUUAGAGGAAUAUCAGCGGACUAUGGGAGUCACCAACAUGGAAUUUUGGUCUUGGGAAAGGAUCAUGCAACUUGAUAUAGGAGAAUUAGCUGCUCCUCGGAGCUUUCUUUUUCUCUGGUGUGGCUCUUCUGAGGGCCUAGAUAUGGGUCGAUUUUGUCUUCGUAAGUGGGGCUUUCGUCGAUGUGAAGAUAUCUGCUGGAUUCGUACAAACAUCGACAAUCCCAGCCAUUCAAAAAAUCUUGAUCCAAAAGCAGUAUUUCAACGAACAAAGGAACACUGUCUCAUGGGCAUAAAGGGAACUGUUAGACGUUCAACUGAUGGUGAUUUUAUUCAUGCCAAUGUUGAUAUAGACCUUAUUAUUUCUGAGGAAACAGAAUAUGGCUCAUUAGAGAAACCAGUGGAAAUUUUUCACAUCAUUGAACAUUUUUGUCUUGGGCGUCGAAGAUUACAUGUUUUUGGAAGAGACAGCACAAUACGCCCAGGCUGGCUGACAAUUGGUCCUGAACUAACGAACAGCAACUACAAUGCUGAUUUAUACAACAGCUAUUUCAACUCAGGGCAACUAACUACCGGAUGCACAGACCGCAUCGAAGCACUCAGGCCAAAGUCACCACCACCAAAGGGCAAAGGAGGCCCAGGAGGGAGAGGACGAGGUGGACCUUCAAGAGGUGGCUUUUCAAGAGGUCGUGGGCGCGGGCGAUAAUCAUGGUAAUUAUUGUUUUAUUGAACUAGUAUUUUGAAGUAGCAAGAAAGAUUAUGACCUUCUAAGCAAUGACAUCGUUCACAUCCACUGGUCUCUUUAACUGGUAUAUUGCUUUUGACUCAUUUUGCUGAAAAUUAGUCUAUUCUAUGACAACUUUAGCAUUCUCAUUUUAUGUGGUCUUUCACCUGCAUUAUUUGUUAUUUUAUCAUGAUCUUGGUUUAAACUGAUGAGAUUUUUAGGAAUGAAAUUGCCUGUAUAAUAUAGUAGAAUGUUAUUUUGUGGUACUGAAAUUCUCAAAUUCUCUAUUAAUUGUAAUUUUAUGAAUAAUCAAUUUAUAUUUACAUUUUGAGUCAUGUAGCAUGUAAACUAAAUUUAUAUGACAACUGCUGUUUGGCUAUCUUUAUCAAUCAACAAAUUUUCUUUUCACAUCAUCAUGAAGUAGUAUUUUUAAUAUGUUGUUAAACGUCCUCUUCAAGACUGUAAUAAUUAUAUAUGUCAAUGGAAUAAAGUUUUACAUUUCUUUUACUAUG